UAGAGGUCACUUAAAAAAAAAAAAAAAAAGAAAUCCCCAGGCUAGGGCCAAUUAAGUCAGAAUCUCCAGGAGCUUCCUUCCAUCUUUUCGUAAACUCCUACUAAAGCUAUUUCCAUGUAUAGCUAAAACUUGUCAGGGCUCUGCACUCUCCCCCCUUUGUGUCCAAAGUCACUGACCUCCUGCAGACCAAGUCCUGUGGUUAGGGCUCGCCUCUAUCUGGCUGGGCCUCACACCCCCACAGCGCUAGUUCGGCCUACCCCCUUCGCCCCCUCUUCACUGCUCUCCCUGCUGUCUCCAUUUUCUCCCCUGGCCCUCAGACUCCCUCCCUCCCCAGGGUGGGGGAGGGCAAGGCCUUAGCUACUAUCCACCCAACCCACCCACCCCCAAAUCUGCCAUCCCAGCUGGGCCCUCUGCCCCCCACAGCUGUCCACAACCCAUGUGACAUCUGCCCCUAUAAUAGGGAAGUCCUGCUCAGAGCUGAGAAUCUGACAGUGGGGAAGUGUGGAAAUGAGGCAGGCAGAUGAGGAAACGAGCCGGCAGAAGGGCCUCACCCAUCACGCUCUCCAAACUCCUGAGUCUCCUGGCCCAGAGCUGACCAUGCCCCUUACCCCCAGAGAACUCCCCCUCCCAAGGAGGCCCUCAGGGCCUGGCACGGAGUCCUCCCUGGAGACCAGAAGUCAGCCAGCCCCCAGAAACACAAACAACUGGUGGCCACAUUGGGCAUGUGCUCACAGCCGAUGCAUGAAGCAUGGAGACCAUGGAGACAGUAGCAGGCAGGACAGGAACUCAAGUGCCAGGCAGGAUCUGGGGACAGGCAGGGGCUGUCUCCGCCUCCUUUUCUUCCUCCUGUGUCCUCCCCACCCCGCCAGCAUCCCCCACCCCCGUGGGGCCCGGGGAGCAGAAGCCACAGUCACUUCCUGAAGGCACCGGCCCAGCUCAGGUCCCACUUGCCCUGUGGCCCAUCACCCGCCUGCAAGCAUGGGGAGCCAUCAGGACUUCCGGAGACUUCAAGCAAAGUUCCAGGCCUCUCAGCUUGAGACCAGCGAACACCCCAAAAAACCCCUGAAGCCUGAGUUCAACAAACUUCUAAAGAAGUUUCCACCACCUGAGCUAAGCGAGCACCCCAGGAAGCCCCUGCAGCCCAGCUGCACUGAUCUGCCCAGGAAGCCCCCCAAACCUGAGCCAAGUGAACCCUCCAAGAAGUUCCCACAGCUCGAGGCCCCUCAGAAAGCUUUGCAGCCUGAGGCUGUGGCCGGCCACCCUGCCAAGCCCCAACCAGAGCCCCAAUCCAGCACCUUCCCCAAGAAGCGCCAGCAGCCUGAGCCCAAUGAGGCCACCCCAAACCCCUCCCAGCCUGACUUCAGUACCUUUCCCAAGAAGCCCCCGCAGCCCGAGUUCAGUGUGCAUCCCAGAAAGCCCCCACAGCCUCAGGUUGGUGGCCUCCCUAAGAAAUCUCUGCCACAGCCUGAGUUUAGUGAGGUCCCUCAGACAGCCCCCUCGAAGCCUGAGUCCAGUGAGCCCCACCCCCACUCCUCACAGCCCAAUUUCAAUGCAUUUCCCAAAAAGAUCCCAGCCCCUCAGCUGAAUGACCUCCCCAAGAAGCUCCUGCACCCUGAUUUUGGUGACCUCACCAGGAGGUCCUCAGAGCCUGAAGUCAGUGUGUUUCCCAAGCGGCCACGGCAGUCUGAAUUCAAAGCACCCUCCAAGAAGCCCCUGCAGCCUGAGCUGGGGAGCCUCCCCAGAGUGUCCUCGGAGCCCGAGUUUGGCCUGCUCCCCAAGAAGUUUCUGCAGCCCGAGUCCAGUGCUCUGCCCAAGAAGCACCUGCACGCUGAGUUCUUUGGUGAUCUCCCUAAAAAGCCCCCCCUUCCUGGCUCUGUUUCGGAGAGCUCACUUCCCACUGCUGUCACAGCCUCCCGCCCCAGGCUCCCACUCAGCCCUGGCUUUGGAGCCAGGCAGCAGAGGUCAGGAGUUCCCAUUCACAGUGGAGGGUCGAGGCUGGGCCUCAAACCCAGCUACCCACCCCGGCGGAGGCCUCUGCCCCCAGUCAGCAGCCUGGGACCCCCUCCAGCCAAGCCGCCGCUGCCUCCUGGCCCCAGGGAUGUCCAGAACUUCCGGAGAGCCACAGCCGCAGCUCUGAGGAGGACCCGUUCUUCUGCUGGGAUCCACUCCCAGGCCCGACAGACUGAAGACAUCCCUCAGGACCAGGACGAGGCCUACGAGCUGUAUGACGACGUGGAGCCCACGGACAGCCCCAGCCCCAAGGGCAGAGAUGACAUGCCAUCUACCCAGCAACCCCCCAGGCCACCACAAGAUCCAGAACUCAGGAAGGAGAAGGCCCCCCAGCCACAGCAGUUGCCACCCGCAGACCCAAAGACCCUGAAGCAGAUCCGGAAGGCAGAGAAGGCCGAGAGGGAGUUCCGGAAAAAGUUCAAGUUUGAGGGGGAGAUAGUGAUUCAGACAAGGAUGAUGAUCGAUCCCAACGCCAAGACACGUCGUGGGGGUGGCAAGCACCUGGGGAUCCGGCGUGGGGAGAUCCUGGAGGUGAUCGAGUUCACCAACAAGGAUGAGAUGCUGUGCCGGGACACCAAGGGCAAAUAUGGCUACGUGCCCAGAACAGCUCUACUGCCCCUGGAAACGGAGGUGUAUGACGAUGUUGGCUUCUGGGGUAUGUAGAUGCUCUGGGUAGGCUGGAAGGGACCAGAGACCCUCUGGAGAGCCGACCAUCCCCCCGGGAACGGUAAGGCCCACAGGUGUGGGUACCCAGGACAACCGGCCAGGCCAGCAACCCACUAACCCAGGAGUCUUGGAUCCCAGAUUGGCAGUCACAGAACCACCCAGGCUCAUGCCUGCCUACAUACAUG
This is a messenger RNA of Neomonachus schauinslandi (Hawaiian monk seal), 2861 nucleotides long. RefSeq names its product PML-RARA regulated adaptor molecule 1 (gene PRAM1). The transcript has 10 exons. Gene Ontology annotation, molecular function: protein binding. NCBI's taxonomy places the organism in Eukaryota, Metazoa, Chordata, Mammalia, Carnivora, Phocidae. The record is from RefSeq and is a predicted model, not a curated record. Bases 979 to 2673 code for a protein of 564 amino acids. Gene Ontology annotation, cellular component: plasma membrane. Gene Ontology annotation, biological process: protein localization to plasma membrane; T cell receptor signaling pathway; integrin-mediated signaling pathway.